Cydia pomonella (codling moth) is the source of this 3404-nucleotide messenger RNA. RefSeq lists its product as uncharacterized. Bases 793 to 1359 code for a protein of 188 amino acids. The record is from RefSeq and is a predicted model, not a curated record. The transcript has 5 exons. NCBI's taxonomy places the organism in Eukaryota, Metazoa, Arthropoda, Insecta, Lepidoptera, Tortricidae.
CAGUUGUAGGUAUAAGAAGGGUCAAAAAAGGCGAGUGGCGUGAGUUACAAUGUGAGCCGGAGCCGAAGGCGUAGGCGAACAUUGUAAAGGAAUACGCCACGAGAAUUUUUUAACCUACUUAUACAACGUUGCAUACAAUAUUUUUCCUACGAGUCAACAAAAAUAAAUCUUAAUUUAGGUAAACAAAUUACAGCAAAAGUAUACAGCCAAGACGCGCGAGCAUACCUUGUUACGCGCCCGGCCCGCCCCGGGCCGCGGCCGGCCGGUCGGCGACACCUCCUCGUAACUCAUGAGGCCCUGGUACUUGCUACUUGCUAAAUUAAUUUUUAGGACAGUUUUUCUCAAUUUUGGCCACCGUGGCCUACGGAGACUAACAAGCAACGCUAAGCGGUCUUCGUAGUCUAUGGGUGUUGCUAUAUUACGGGUGUCACAUGCGUGUUUCUGACUUAUGAAGUAAUUAUUUUUACUAUGCAACCAAAUGAAUAUUUUGUAAGUUGGCAUCAAUGCACUUAGUUUAAAACUGUAUUCGUUUUGGUUUUGUUAGGUUGGUAGCCAUUAAUCACAGUAACAUUAUAGCUUAUAAAAGCACAAGAGCUUUUAUGAGGAAUAGACAAAAUAGACUUUUCUUGAAAUCUUUUAUGUAUGUUCUUAUAUUCGUGUUAAUGAAUGCAUAAAUGACAGAUAACAGUAGAGGAGUAGGAAAAAGGUAUAAGAUUAUCACUCCGUCUGUGGUGGAAUUUAGUAGUUUGUGGAUAGUUUUUUUUUAAUGGCGCCAAAUUUAAUUCGUAUUUUAUGGUGGUAACAAAACAAAAAAUGAACACAGUAAGAGACGCAGGUAAACUUCGCAUAACAGGCAGUACUCUUUCUGAAGAACUUGCUUCAAUUAAAUCUGAAUUAGAGUUUUUUACUCGACAAUUAGAGGAAUCAAAAUCGCAGAUAUCCAACGCACGCCAUCAAAUAGCUAUGAUAGAAAUUUGUACAAGUUCAGAAACAAGUAAGGUCAGCAGUCACGUAGAGCAUUUGAAUGCUCACCGAGCAGGAUAUUAUGUCUUGUUUGAUAAGGAACGUGCGCUAUCUAAAGAACGAGAGAAAGAGUUGAGAGAGAAGGAAGCCGAAGAGUUGGAGUCGGAGCGGCAAAAGUUAAAGAUUAUGGCAGCGAGGAACGACCAGCGCGCUCGGGAGGCUGCGGUACUGGACGCAGAAAGUCAUGUCAUUGAGCAGGCCUGUGUCGUAUUAAAGAAACGAAAUAACGCAAUAAUGCUGAAAUUAAGAAGAAAACUUGUUGAAACCGAAGACAUUCGACGAGAACUUCUGAAGCAAAAAGAACAUGUCAAUGACAAUCAUAACCAGCAAAAGUGAAUACUUACCUACCUACCUAAUCAUUCAGUUGCUUACUAAUUUUAUUUCCAUAUUUCAUACAUACAUUCAUAUACUUAUGCCUAUUUGCCGGAGUCGUAGCGUAGGCAGAGACCACGGAUUUCCACUUGCUAUUGCUGACCUCUUUCGCUUCCUUCAUUUUCAUAAGAUACCUAGAGAUUUUCCUAGCACGAACGUCAUGUUGUUAGUGCUUGACAAAAUAAAAACAUCGACAAUCCUAUUAUCGAUAAGUAACCCUUAUAAUUUUCGAUAUUCCCGCUUAUUUAUUUAUUUAUUCGUAUGGCAUCCGGUAUACUCCCAUUACAUCAGUGGAAGUUGAAAAAUCUUUUAAUCAAUAAAAGUGGAAUUUUUCAAAGACUCAAAGCAGUUUGACGUCCGAAAAUAUGUAAAAAAAAAAGAUAAAUUACUUCGAGAAUCAUGUAAAAAACCUGUAUGGUUAUUUUAUUGUGAGAUGGCCGUUUGGAGGGCAAUCUCGGUAUAUUUGUGUGUCAUGGAUUUUCUUUUAAAUAUAAAGUAUGUAGGUAAAUUAUUAAUAAAUUGAUAGUUUUCGUAAUUCUUGUUCAUUUAUUUCCAAACAUGCAUUAAGACAUUAUUAUGACAGUUAUAAGAUAUCGAUAAUACAAUAUAUCGAUAAACUAAAUAUCGGAAGGAAGUCUCUUGCGUUGCCUUGUCCGUGCUAGAAAAAUCUCUAGGUAUUGGAAGCGUGCAAAGCGGGUGGUGGGGGAAGCCGGAAAGAUCACAGCGCUUGAUGUGGCCAAAUAUGGCAAAAAUGCAACGUGUGUUUCUGUCAAUAGGGUUGUUUCCAUCUACAAAUCUUGUAUCCCAAUAAAUUCUUUUGGAUUAUAUGAACAUGUUAAACUACUUUUAGGGGACCUCUAAUGAUCAUAUUUUUGUAAUUUAAAAUAUCUGGUGGCACACGUCACGUGAUCAAACUCGAAACGUCUUUGAAGAUUCUGAUGACGUCACAACUCUCGAAUGGACACUGUUGACAGUUAGGCGAUAAACAACAAAUGACAAAUGUCAGUUGACAGUUCGUAUCUUCUACGUGUGUAUGUAGUUAUGUGUCAAACCGUAAACUGUGACGUCACACAAUUUUCAAAGAGCGUUUUGGGCGCCAAAGCAUCUGUCAAAAUAUAUUUUGUUAAUUUAACAUAUUUAAAGCCGUUUAUAGUAUAAAAACUGAAUUUUAGGGCAACUUUUAGUAAAUAUAGAACGUAAUACGAGUGUUUCAAAAAAUUGGAAACAACCCUAUUCCCAUACUAUUCCGUUAUUAUGUUCACGUUUUUUUGCUUUAAAAUCAUAUUUACGAUAAAAAUAGGUAACAAUUAUCAGCUAUCGUGAUAGCUGAUAAAUUGUAAACUGCAAUAAUACUGGACGAAACAGUAAUAGUAAACUUUAUAUAUUUCCGACAUCGAGCUAGAAAUUAGGCUUUUAUAGCAUAUAGUAUUAUUCCAGGCUUACCAUAACGGCUAAAUAUUUUAUCUAGUCUUUGUCAACGCAGAGUUUUGCUUGGAUGUUAAUAAAAUAGUAUGGCUAAUAAGUGUACCAACAUUAGGUGAUUGUAAUAUUAGUUAUAAUGACAGUUACUGAAAGCCCACCAGAAACACUUUUGCAUUUUGGCACGAAGAGUUGUCUGUCGUCUGUCACAACAAACGUUGUGAUAAGCUAAAUAACAUAUGUUUUAACAUAAAAUAAGUUGAUUAAAAAAUGUAAGGAAGGGCAAAACUUUUGUACUUGAAAGCCUCAUACGUAUCCCCAGGAAGAGGAUCAUGAGGUGGUGUCCCCCAAGGCUGUGUGCUAUCACCCACCCUAUUCCUUCUUCAUAUCAAUGACAUGCUGCAAAUCAGCGGCAUUCAUUGUUAUGCUGAUGAUAUUACGGGUGAUGCGUCUUACACCGGCCGCACCAAUAUCUCUCGGGAAAAUGUCAUAGAGAGCCGGAACAAACUUGUGUCUGAAAUUGAGACUUCCCUAAAAGAAGUCUCUGAAUGGGGUCGACUUAACUUAGUCCGUUUCAACCCUACCAAGAC